Messenger RNA from Meloidogyne enterolobii, 1716 nucleotides. NCBI's taxonomy places the organism in Eukaryota, Metazoa, Nematoda, Chromadorea, Rhabditida, Meloidogynidae. The record is from the annotation of a GenBank genome assembly.
AUGUCGGGUCUGCCUGGACUUGUUGGUCUUCCUGGCAAAGAUGGAUGGCCGGGGCAGCCUGGAGCGAUGGGAGUCAUUGGUCCAGCUGGUGAGAAAGGUGUUGCCGGCAUACCUGGAAAACGAGGCCGUGAUGGACUGUUAGGAUUGCCCGGUCCACCUGGACCACCAGGAGAUUCAUUUCCAGGCCCACCAGGUGCACAAGGAUUUCAAGGAAUGCAAGGUGAUGCUGGCCUGCCAGGAUUGCCUGGACUACAAGGCAGCCCAGGGGAGAUGCCACCGAUCAUUGAAGAACUAUUUGACAUGUCAGAAAAACAUGGACGUCAAGGUCUUUCUGGAAUUCCUGGUGAGAAAGGCGAACGUGGUUUUCCCGGUCAGCCAGGCAUGCAAGGUCGUCCAGGUGCUAAAGGAAUCCCUGGAAUGCUUGGAGAAAGAGGAUUGGAGGGAAUUCCUGGAAAGAAUGGACGUGCGGGACCUCCAGGACCUCGAGGGUUGCCUGGACGUCAAGGAUCGCCUGGAUUGGAAGGAAUAAAAGGAGGAAUUGGAACAGAUGGGCCUGAUGGUCAGCCUGGCAUGCAAGGCGCCACAGGCGAACCCGGAUAUGGAUUGACAGGAUUGGCGGGCUACCCAGGAAGAAAAGGCGAAUCUGGCCUACCAGGUCCUGAUGGUCGGCCAGGGCCCCAGGGAUUAGAAGGAAGACGAGGAGAACCGGGUCGUGAAGGAAUUAUUGGAAUGCCUGGGGAAAAAGGAGAGAAGGGGCUUGCCGGUAUACCUGGCAAAGACGGUCGUCGCGGUGCUCCAGGAGUACCAGGAUUAGAUGGUCAAAAAGGAGCAGCAGGCCAGCCUGGAAUCCCGGGUCGUUUUGGAGAAAAAGGAGAAAUUGGAGAUGCUGGAUUGCCUGGAAUUCCUGGCAAAGCUGGCUUCCCUGGUAAACCGGGCCAGGAUGGUGAAGAUGGAUCUAUUGGCUUUCCUGGUCUAAAUGGAGAACGUGGCGAACUUGGAAUGCCAGGAAUUGAUGGUCCAAUGGGUCUUCAAGGCCUUCCAGGAAGAGAUGGAUUUCUAGGACCAGAAGGGUUGACUGGUGAAGAUGGAUAUCCUGGACUUCCUGGAAAAGAUGGCAUCCCCGGCAUGCCUGGUAAUCGUGGAGAUGCAGGAUUACCUGGAGUUGCUGGAUUAAGAGGUGGUGAUGGUUUGCCUGGACAAUCUGGAUUGAAGGGAGAUGAUGGAGUGCCUGGACUUGAUGGAAUGAUUGGUCCUAUGGGUGAAAGAGGAUUAAUAGGACUAAAAGGAGGGCCGGGUGUGCCUGGAGCGAGCUCUCCUGGCCUUCCAGGGCCCAAAGGCCAACCUGGCGAAUACGGCUUCGAAGGGAUUCCUGGUCAACCUGGUUUGCCUGGUCUUCCUGGUCUCACUGGUUUGCCUGGAAUAAAAGGCGAAAUAGGAUUGUCUGGAUUGGUGGGAAAAUCUGGAUUGGAUGGCUUGCCAGGAGUCCCUGGACCUAAAGGAGAUAUGGGAGAUGCUGGGUUACGUGGACUCGAUGGAAUAAAUGGAAUUGAUGGAUUACCUGGUAUUAAAGGCGAAAAAGGUCCGCGUGGUGAUGUUGGAAUACCUGGACUUCAAGGAAUUCCUGGAUCUCAAGGACUUGCAGGCCUACCUGGAGAAGCUGGAUAUCCAGGAUUAAAUGGACCGCCAGGACCUAUAGGAAUGCCUAUAAAUGUUUAG